Messenger RNA from Meloidogyne enterolobii, 2628 nucleotides. Lineage: Eukaryota; Metazoa; Nematoda; Chromadorea; Rhabditida; Meloidogynidae. The record is from the annotation of a GenBank genome assembly.
AUGUUUCGUAAAUUAAAAUCUAAAACUGGUGAUAAUUCUGCGAGAAAUAUUAGACAAAGAAUUGAGGAAGAAGGAGAUGCUCAGAUUAUUUCUGCUAAACGAACUCUUCCAGACGAUAGCCAAACUGUUAAUGUAGACAACGAAGCUACUAUGCAAACAACUGGACCAAAACAUACUGGACUUAGUUUUAACGAAGGAGAAGGUGAUGAUUUAGUUGGAUUUAAGUUAAAAAAGCACGGAACUCACGGACACCGCUCAGUUGUUGAAGCAAAUGAGAGAACGUUAAGGAAACAGAAAAUGCUAACAGCUAGAGCAGAACGAAUAAAAAUUGCAGCUGCUGAUAUCACAAUAAAAAGAGAAGAUGGAAUUGAUGAGGAGGCGAUGACAAGACAAAAUACGAAAAGCCCGGACGAAACGACUGCUUCUGAAGAAAUUAUUAGUGUAAAUUCAAUGGAAGAUGUUCGAGAAGCAUUCCCAACUUCAUUCGAUGGAAUUCCUGAUGCUAAAGCAGUCUAUGAGGCAAGAAAGAAGAGAGAGAUUCUUAGACAGAAGGGCACUGGAGGUAAUACUGGAGAAUUUAUUCCUUUGGAUGACACUGUUCGACUUAAGGCGAGCGGACAAUCGGGUGAACGGUCUCGUUUGGUACGUGAGGAUGAAAAUGAUAUGUCUGAUGAAGAAGAAGGCGGGAGUUUUUAUUCUGCCAAAAAACUGCUUCAAACAGAAGAAGAUGCUCGGAGAGAAGAACAAGCCAAUUUUUUGUCUUUGGAACAGGGUAGUAGUGAUGAAGAUGGAAUACCAAUAAGAAAUGGAAAUAGGCGGAGAAAAAAUUCGAAAAAGACUAAAAAGGACGUUAAUGAAGAGAUUUCUGAUGCUGAAAAUGAAGAUGAUGAAUUACAACGUUGGGAAACGGAACAAAUAAUGAAGGGAGUUAGUUCAAAUAAGGUAAUGCAAAUGAGAAAUGAGUUGGCGGCAACAAAUUUGUAUUAUCCUGAAUAUUCAAAUUGUCUUGAAAAAGAGGGGGAAGGCGAAGCUGAAAUGGAUAUUGAAGUUGAUUUGGAAAUAUUGGAUGUUCAACAACAGAACGUAAAAAUCUCGCCUACUAUUCCAAAACCUGAUAAUUCAACAAUUCCAGAGUUGGCAAAUGGCACAAAAUCAAAGGUUUCCCUUGAACAACUUUUAAAUGGGUUACAACAACGUCUUGAUGAAAGGAAAGAGAAUAACAGUACAAUGGAAUCUGAAUUGAAACGAACACAAGGGCAAAUUGCUGAAAACACAGAUUCAAUCCAUAAGCUUGAACAUUAUAUCCCUCAAUUAGAACAUAAAUUUAAAAUGUUGCAAGAUGUACGUAUUUACACGCGUGAUUUGCUUGAUUGUUUGAAUGAGAAAUUUUUAAACAUAAAUGCAUUGGAAGAGCGAGUAAUGGAAAUGUGGAAACAAAGAACAGAAAGAUUAAUAAAAAGAAGACGACAAGAUGUCCAGGAUCAAUAUGAGCGUUGUGCGGCAAAUGCAGCUGGUCGGUCUUUCAUAAUUCCCAAUCCUGAGUUUGCACAAAGAGAAACUGAACGCGAAGCUAGAAGGAAUCGUCGACGAAUUAAAAGAGAAAAUCAACGAAUGAGCCAGAAUUUACCAACAUCUGUGCAGGCAAUGCCAUCAGGCAGCAACAUCCAUUUCGACGGCUUAAGUAGUGACGAUGAAGAAACACAAAGCCAACACGUUUUUUAUGCAGAAACCCAAAGUUCUGUAGAGCAAAGUGCAAAUGAUUUAUUUUUUGAUACCGAAGAAGAUUUUUGUCAAGUACAAAAUAUUAUUUCCCGAAUAUUAAAAUGGUUGGCAAUAGAUGAGGAUUCUUUUGGGAAGGCUUAUGUUUCUUUAUGUUUGCCAAAAUUGCUUGGACCUUUUAUUCGUUUACAAAUGCUCAAUUGGCGUCCAUUAAAGAAUGAUUCAUUGCCUUUACAUUCCUUUCCUUGGUAUAAACAAUUAUUGAUGGCAGGAUUGGACAAUUCUGGCUUGGAAAAUAUAGAACAUUCUGUUUUAGUUCAAUUAAUUCCUAAUGUUGUGGAGAAAGUUAUUUUUCCAAAAAUUGCAAGAAUUAUCCGUGAACAGUGGGAUCCUUUGUCUCUAAAUGAAUCCACCAACUUGGGGACCUUCUUGCGAUCACUCAUCGAUGAUUAUCCAAUAACCACUACUAAAUCAAAAAGAAUGAAUGAGAUUCUCGAUUUGCUGCACUCAAAAUUUCGAGAUGUGCUGGAAAAUGAUACUUUUGUACCUCUAUACAGCAAAGAUGCCAUUGAAGCAGUAGAGACAGGUUGUGCAGAAUUUAUGGACAGACAGUUUUGGAAAUCUAUAAAGAUAAUUCGCUCAAUUCUUUGUUUUCGUGGAAUUCUUUCUGAUCUUUUUCUUGAAGAAUUAGUAAUGGAAGGACUUGUCAAUCGAUGUGUAGUUAUGUCUCUUCAAUUUGGCUCAAUUUCAAAUCCAACAAUAAUUCCAAAAUGUUUGGCUUUGUGUUCACAAAUUCCGGUUGAUUGGUUUUCACAAAGACGACGCUCUUCCAAUACUUAUAGGCCAUUAGAAAUUUUACUUAAAAAAGUGAUUGAAGUUCAUCGACAAAAAGAUAGGUUAGGAAUUUAA